Messenger RNA from Pterocles gutturalis (yellow-throated sandgrouse), 2850 nucleotides. RefSeq names its product GEN1 Holliday junction 5' flap endonuclease (gene GEN1). The record is from RefSeq and is a predicted model, not a curated record. Lineage: Eukaryota; Metazoa; Chordata; Aves; Pterocliformes; Pteroclidae. The transcript is spliced from 13 exons. The coding region runs from base 1 to 2850 and encodes 949 amino acids. Gene Ontology annotation, molecular function: 5'-flap endonuclease activity; four-way junction DNA binding.
AUGGGAGUGACUAAUCUGUGGCAAAUCCUUGACCCUGUGAGACAACCUGUGAGCUUGAGCAGUCUCAAAGGAAAAACGCUUGCUGUUGAUUUAAGUUUGUGGGUUUGUGAAGCUCAGACCGUUAAAAAGAUGAUUGGAGUAGUUACCAAGCCACAUCUGAGAAACCUAUUUUUUCGGGUCUCUUUCUUUACAUCAAUGGGAAUUAAACUAGUGUUUGUCAUGGAAGGAGAGGCCCCCAAGUUGAAAGCAGACACCAUGAGUAAGAGGAACGAGACGCGCUAUGGGUCUUCGAAGAAAGUUGGAGCUGGAAGAACAGGGAGAUCUUUGUUUAAAGGCAUUUUAAAAGAGUGUCUCGAACUGCUGGAGUGUUUAGGUGUCCCUUGGGUUCAAGCAGCCGGGGAAGCAGAGGCAAUGUGUGCCUACCUAAAUGCAAAAGGACAUGUUGAUGGCUGCGUUACCAAUGAUGGCGAUGUCUUCUUAUAUGGAGCUCAAACAGUUUAUAGGAACUUUGCCAUGAAUGCUAAGGAUCCACAUCUUGACUGUUACACAAUGUCCUCGAUUAAGGAGAAGCUUGGUUGUGACAGAGAGUCUUUGAUUGGACUAGCUGUUCUUCUGGGUUGUGAUUAUCUUCCAAAGGGCAUUCCAGGAGUUGGGAAGGAACAAGCUUUAAAGUUAAUUGAGACUUUGCAAGGUCAAAACUUAUUGCAAAGGUUUGAGCAAUGGAAAGAAUUUCAGUAUGAUAAUAAUCCACCUGUGGUUGUUAAGAGGGUGAUUCACUGCUCUGAGUGCCAUCAUCCAGGAUCUUGCAAGGAACAUGAGCACAGUGGCUGUAAACUCUGUGAAAGCACUAGAUACUGCAAACCCACUGACUCCAAACACUGCUGCCCUUGUGAAUGGCAUCAGUUAGAGCGAAUGAAGCAAGCAAGAGCAGUGGAGGACAAUAUCAGAAAAAAAGCUAACAGUUGUGAGGGCUUUCCAUUCUCUGAGGUUAUCCAAGAAUUUCUUGUAAACAAGAAUAAAUUGAUCGAGAUAAAGGAAUGCCAAAGGCCAAACUUAUUAUCCUUUCAGAUAUUUGCUUCUGAGAAGAUGGAAUGGACCAAAGAUUAUGCUUGUAAGAAACUGUUAACGCUAUUGACACGUUAUGAUAUGAUCCAGAGACAAUCUGGAUACAUUAAUUCAAAACAACUGCAGGCAAUACGGAUAGUCAAGACACGAAUUAAAAAUGGAAUUCCUUGUUUUGAAAUUGAGUGGCAAAAACCAGAACAUUAUGUUGAUGCAGAAGAUGAGCCUGCGGAGUUGUCUGUAAUCACAGUAGAGGAGGAGUCUUUGUUUCAGGCUGCUUACCCUGAUGUUGUUGCCCUUUAUCAAGUGGAAAAGUCAGAAAUUCUGAAGAAGAAACAGAAAAGUAAGAAAGACGGACCAAAAGAAAAGAAAUUAUCAAAUAUUGAUGAUGAAGUUAGCAAUCUUCUGUCUCAAAUGAAUUUAAAAUCUAGAUUUCUUCCUAUGCAAGACUCCACAUCAGAUAUAAACAGCUCCCCGGAAGAUGAGAUGCAUCAGAGAAGUACUGAAUCAAAAGAUCUGGCGUUAGCUUCAGCGUCCUGCAUAAAAACAGUUCAAAUUCCAGCAUCAGCAGCUGCUCUUCCUCUGGCUGCGCCGCCUUACUCGCUCUUCCCGAGAACAUUGGCUGACUCAUCUAUAUUGCCAGCAAAACUUACUAAAAAUUCAGCAGUAUCAUCCUCUUCCUCUGUAACAGCUGGUCUACAACUGAGCAGUAUUGCUUGGGACAGCACAUCACUAGCUCAUAGGGGUGAUACACGUGAUGCAGCAUCUGACUUAACUACAUGCAUAAAACACUCACAUCCACUAGGUCAUGAAACAGUAAGAAGUAGCUCAGAAUAUUCUGAUGCUAUGCAGUCUGAUCAACAUCAUUCUGAUGGUGCAGAUGAUGUGGUUUCAGAUGAUGCUGUGGGGCAAGUUCAGAAGUGGUCUAUAAGUGAGCGAAUACUCAAGAAGACUUCCAUUCUAUCAAAGCCUCUGUUGUCUGAAGGUGUAAUGCAAAUGGAGUCUUUGAAAUGUUUUAAACAAACAAAUGAAGCAUUGAAUCCUGAUAAAGACUAUGGCUCUUCCUCGUGUCAGUUAAAUAAACUAGUGCAGGGAAGUAAAAAUGUGCUGUCAGAAAACUAUGCAAGAGAAUCUAUCACGCACAUUUAUCAAGAUCAGCAGAAAAAAGCUGACAGCCUGGCUGGAGUGAUGCAGAAAGACCAUAAUGUAAGCACUUCAAUAUCUCCAGCCGUCUGUGGGCAAACAACAGAGACACUGCAUCCUGAGUGCAAAAUGCUGCCAGUGUUUCAAAAGCAAGCAGAUGGUGUAACUGGCUGUCACAUUAAAAAACCUUGUAUUCAAACUACUGGGAAAACUUCUUUUAAAAAGAGUGUGUGUCAGAACAGGUGUUCCUCUAGUGAAGACAGUGAUGAUGGGAACAUGAAUAAAAAUCUGAUCUAUGAGCAGCAGAAAAGACAACCGAACCCUGGGCAGUUUAAAAAAUGUUUUACCAAGAAAAGGAGUAACGUUGUUACUAGCCGAACAACAAACAGUGACUCAGCCCUUAUCAUUAAAGGGAAGGAGAAAAUGGCCAAUUUUAAAAAAGCUGGUAAUAGUUUCUCAUUGCAAGUAUCUCCAAAACCGUCCUCUACAGAGGAAGUUAAUUGUUCCCAAAGUCUAGAGCAACCACUUGAGAAGUCAGGUUCUGGUCCCACGCAGCAAGCCAGAAGUGCUGUUCUGACUUACGCAUGGGCAGACAGUCCACUUCCCCUGUCUGAAAGACUAAAAGGAAGAAUCAAAAGCAAUUAG